This is a messenger RNA of Tinamus guttatus (white-throated tinamou), 1143 nucleotides long. The record is from RefSeq and is a predicted model, not a curated record. NCBI's taxonomy places the organism in Eukaryota, Metazoa, Chordata, Aves, Tinamiformes, Tinamidae.
CUUGUACAGGAAGGUUUCCUCCUUGGAGAUGUGAAAGGCGAAGCCAAGAACAGCAUUACUGACUCACAAAUGGAUGAUGUUGAAGUUGUUUAUACAAUUGAUAUACAGAAGCACAUUCCAUGCUACCAGCUGUUCAGCUUUUAUAAUUCUGCAGGAGAACUGAAUGAACCCGCCCUGAAGAAAAUAUUAUCAGGCUGCAAAAAGAGCAUAAUAGGAUGGUACAAAUUCAGACGCAACACAGACCAGACAAUGACAUUCCGAGAACGGCUUCUUCACAAGAAUUUGCAGUCACACUUCUCAAAUCCAAGCCUUGUCUUCCUUUUAUUAACUUCCAGCAUGAUGACAGAAAGUUGCUCUACUUACAGACUGGAACAUGCUUUACACCGACCACAAGAGGGUCUUUUUCAGAAAGUUCCUCUGGUGGUCACUAACCUGGGUAUGGCAGAACAGCAGGGGUACAGAACAGUGUCUGGUUCCUGCAUAUCUGCUGGCUUUGUGAGAGCAGUAAGACAGCACAGGUCAGAUUUCUUUUAUGAAGAUGGAUCUUUACAAGAGGUUCGUAAGAUUAAUGAAAUGUAUGCCACCUUGCAGGAAGAAUUGAAGAACAUAAGCUCUACAGUAGAGGUUAGUGAACGAUCUGUAGAGAAGCUCUUAGCAGAAGUGAAGCAGUUAAAAGAAGAAAUAAAGAGAAAGAAGCAACACAAACAUUCUCUGGGAGAGGACAAAAGCCACGCGGGAGAGCCCAAGGAGAAUGUUUUCCUUUGUCAGGCUUUGCAAACAUUUUUUCCCAAUUCUGGACUCCAGACAUGCACUGUUUCCUUCAAAGGCAGACAGAUAUUUAAGAACUGCUGUAAUACUGACCAUAACAUUAAUGUUGUAGACAAACUGACUCUCAUGGUAGAGGAAAGAGAUUUCACUGAAGCUGAAACAAGACAACUAACGAAACGUAAGGCCAGAGGGACCACAGCAGGACCAAAAUCAUUCAAGAAAUCAAGAUCCCUUCAGCUUCACCAAAAGUUACUUCGAGAUCAAGAGGACAGUGACCAGGACAGGAAGCUUACACUGAGCAGCACUGAAACAGAUGAGGAGGUGUUAGAAAAACUGAAGGAUACAACUGAAUACCCACAGUCUCCCACUUUCUAG